Messenger RNA from Aureobasidium subglaciale EXF-2481, 3707 nucleotides. RefSeq lists its product as uncharacterized. The transcript is spliced from 6 exons. The record is from RefSeq and is a predicted model, not a curated record. Lineage: Eukaryota; Fungi; Ascomycota; Dothideomycetes; Dothideales; Saccotheciaceae. Bases 1 to 3666 code for a protein of 1221 amino acids.
AUGCAGCCCAAGAAUACUGCCGCUGUGGCACUCCUGCUCAAUGCUACUCAUGGCCUGGCGCAGUCGUGUCCGAGCGGAUAUACCAGAAGCGACAGCUCGUCUUCGACUUCUGUCAGCUCGGCAACCUCUCUGAGGUCGUCUUUCACUUCCGUGGGAUCGACAGCGACCUCACCAACUAGCACCAAUGCUGCUUCUGCAACCCCAUCUGCACCCGCGACUGGCCUCAACUGGACCGUCUGUGAUCCAAACCGAUCGACCAUGAUUGACUGCGCUACUUUGAGGGUUCCCCUUGACUAUACUGCAUCCUCGUUGAAGCGUGAUGCCAAAAUGAUCGACCUUCCUCUCGUCCGCAUUCCAGCCGUGGACGCGGAUGGCAACAGAGUUUCUGGUGGCAAGUCAGUCAUUGUGAAUCCUGGAGGACCAGGAGAGAGCGGAAUCGAUCUUGCUUUGGAAGGUGGCAGCGAUUUGCAGUCUGUAAUUGGUAUCGGAUACAACAUUAUCGGAUUUGAUCCUCGUGGCGUGGGCCUCACCGAAGCAUAUAAGUGUCCCGUUGUGACAUUCGACAGCGCCACUGAUCCAUCUUACUCGGCAGCCGAAGAUGGAGAUGGCUCUCUUCGUGCUCUCCGAGACGGAAUGAACCAAGCUCAGAGAUGUGCAGAAGACGACUACAAAGCGGCUGGCCAGCUAGUCGGCACUGCCUUUGUCGCCCGCGAUAUCAUGGCGAUUGCCAAUGCUCUGGGCGAGGAUGGGCUCAUUCGCUACAUUGGUUACUCUUACGGUACACUGCUAGGUGCUACUGUCGCUGCCAUGUUCCCCGACAAGAUCGAUCGCAUGUACCUUGACGGAAACAUUGACCCGACUGACUAUUACCAUGGGGACGGUUCUACUAGUCUUAGUAGCUUUGACAGUGCGGUCGCUCAAUUCUUCGAUCUAUGUGCCGACGCGACGAGUCCGUACUGCCCGCUUGCUAACGGUCAGAGUGGCUCACAGCUCUUAAACGCCUACGCGCAGUUUCUGGCGGAUCUCGAUGCCAACCGCAUCACGGCGAAAGACUCCACCGGUUCACUCAUUACUGCUUAUCAGAUCAAAGAUAAGAUGUUCAACGUCUUAUACAGCCCAACCAAGUUUAUUGGCUUUGCUAUCGAGCUGAACGACAUCUACAAGACCAAGACUGCAGUAUCAACGACCUCACGUUUGGCCAAGAGAUACAACCCAGAUCCAUGGACAGCAAAGAAUGUUUCGGCCCCCAACGCGAUUAAAGCAAUCUCGGGAGGCGACUACUUCAGGACAAACGCCGCUACACUUAACCGAUUUCGGGACCUUAGAAAGCUUUACAUUUCUAAAAGUACCUAUGGAGGUGAGAGUGCACUGGGUAACCAGUACAGUCAGGAGACCUGGCUGGUAGAUGCCAAAGAGCGUUUCGGAGGCAGUUUCAAGGGCAUCGAGACUAAGACUCCCAUUCUCUUUGUCAACACCCUAUAUGAUCCUGUUACACCUUUGGAUGCAGCGCUCAGCUCAAGUUCAGGCUUCUUGAGGAGUGUUGUCAAGAGACAUAGUGGAGUAGGACACUGCUCCAAUCAAACGCCCAGCAAAGCUCUCAACGCAGACAUCGCCGCUUAUUUUGCGUCUGCAAAGCUGCCCGAUGUCUCCAUCAUCACGAAUCCUGAUGACGGAAACCCAUUCAGACCAAGUUCAUCGUCCACAUCAGCUGCUACGAAACUCGCAAACCUGAACGUAGAUAACAUCGGAGCUGUCGACCGUCCUGCUGCACUGGACAAGGCCAAGCGCGACAUGAUCAAUCUGCUUAUGCGCCAGAGUGAAGAGAUCCCUUCUGGUUGUGUCCCCAUCUCUCUUCCUUCGUCCACACAGAAUUCACCGAUGUCCUCUUCAGUCGAGGUCAGUCCGUCGAUGACAUCGAUGCCGUCCACAGGAGUCUCGAGCUCGAUUCCGAGUACCAGCGUUGAACCUUCUUCGUCUUCUUCAUUGGCUUCUUCUUCCCUGGUCUCUUCUUCCCCAUCUUCUUCACUGGCUUUGUCUCCAUCUUCUCUAUCUUCUUCCGAGCUUUCCUCUUCAUUUUCGUCUUCCUCUGGACCUGUCUCUUCUUCGACCUCUGCAGACUUUACUUCGUCAAUUCCCUUGACGCUGACCUCAGCGAUUGCGUCACAAAGCUCUCUUACAUCAGUCUUGUCAUCGAAACCUUCCCAAUCUUCAGAAGGCCCGACAAGCACAUCUGCUUCAUCAUCGUCGCAGACCUCGUUCACGACGCAAAUGACUGACGUGUCUUUAACUUCUGCUUCCAGAUCACUUUCGUUGUCUAUAGAUUCUCAGUCGACUGACGCAAGGACCACUUCACAGACGAGUGUUACAGCCAGCGGCACGGCAACGCCUUCGUCAAGUGCUUCGAUCGCUUCAAGUCUUACCAGUGCGGCCGUUGUGUCGUCAAGCAGUGCUGUGUCGUCAAGCAGUGUUGUGUCAUCGGGCAAUGUUGUGCUGUCAAGUAUCGCUGUAUCUGUCUCGUCCACCUCUGCUAGUCCACCUAGUCAGACAGUCUCGGGUUCCACACUGCCUUCACCCUCCGCCGACAUUUCAGUCAUAACUGUAGAUGGCACGACAUACGCUAUCGAGAAUGACGUGACUUAUGCGGGCAGCAGUCUGGGUGGUCAAACGAUCUCCAAGCGAGCCUCAGACACCUUCGCGACUUGCUUGUCCAGCUGCGCAAGGACGACAGCUUGUGUCGGUGCAGCAUACAGUCAAAAUAGUGGCUCCUGCACCCUUUAUCAGUCAAUUGUAAUUGGUUCGAAGCGCACAGCCAAGGGAAUUACGUUCGCUACGGUUGUAGGGCGUCAAGGAACCACGCUCAGCUCCGCUUCCAAGUCUUCCUCUGGAUCUGUCGCUUCCAACAGUGGAACUUUGAGCUUGGCCACUGGGGCAUCAUCUCCAAGACCGACUGUCGUCUCAAGUCGCAUCGGCACAUCAUCCUACAUGUCCAACGCGACCUCAAUACAGCCAUCCACAACAGUAUGGGUCACUUCCGUCGUCAAUGUCUGCCCGACUGGCCUGACCACUUCGGCCAUCACUGUCACUGCUACAUGCCCUGGUGGUUGUUCAACACGUCCAUCCGGUAUCCCUCAGGGAUUCACGACCACCACGGUGUUCUGUUCGGCAUGUGCUAUCCCGCAGGUCAUCACUGUCACUACUCCGGUGGCAUCUCCGACUGGUACGCAGUCCGUUGUGAAGACCGGCACGCAAUCUGUAGCAAAGACUGGUUCAAGCAAUUCGAGCAACGGAGGUGCAUCAAGUGCUGCACUCUUUAGUGUUGCACUCUCUACCGUCACAAACAUCUCUCCUGCACUCGGUAUAUGCUCUGGAGGCUCUUGCCCCAAGAGCGGCCUAAGCUCCGUAGCGAGCCAGGCAUCGGUCACCACCAUUGGUCUCAUCCAAACGAGUAGUGUCAUCCCCAUCAACAGUGCCUCUCGUGCGUCGAAUACUGUUGGCGCUGCAUCAAGCACGGCAAAACUAGGUCUGACCACUGCUUGGAAUCCAGCAACCUCUUCGAACUCGACUUCAAGACCUACCAUGGCUGUGUUCACUGGAUCAGCAAGCCAGAACUGUGUCACAGGCAUGACUUUUCUUGCUGUCUUCUUUGCGCUUUUCCUACUUGCUUGAACAAAGCCCCUAUAUAUCUUGCGAUAGUACAUACUUUUUAU